AUGGCCCCACCCAAAGGAGAAGAUUCCAGCGACCGUCAUCACUAUGACGAUGUGGAAUUGGCCAGCUUGGAUGGAUCUCCCAAAGCACGGCACAAUGCCCUGUCCUCUGCCAAAUUGCAACAAGACCACGGUCACCUGAUAUCACCUCCCACGCUACUACACUCCAAGAAUCCUCCCGUCCCAUCCCCCACCAAAGCCAGCAAUACCACCAAUACUAGCAGCAACCACAGCAGCAUGAGCGCGAGUAGUCUGCAAGGCAAGGCCGUUUCGGCGUGCUUGCUGUAUAGUUUCUGCAGUGUUUCCAUGGUGCUCACCAAUAAGAGUCUGGCAUCCAGUUACAGCGACAAAACACCCAUCGAUUUGAAUAUUUUACUGGUUGUCUUUCAGGCACUAUUUGCCGUUUUUUGCGUCGAUUUCUCCAAACGAAUGGGAUGGGUAGAAUAUCCCGAGCUGACGGUAGAAACCAUCAAACUAUGGGUACCCGUCAAUCUCUUUUUUUGUGCCAUGCUCUUUACGGGAAUGGCAUCCUUGCAACACAACUCGGUACCCAUGGUCACCAUCUUCAAGAAUAUUACCAAUAUCAUGGUCGCCGCAGGAGAUUUGACCUUUUUUGGUGCCUCUGUUGAAGCACUCGUCAUUGCAUCCUUUGCCGUCACACUCAGUGGAGCCAUUGCGGCGGCAUGGAAUGAUAUCUCCUCCAGUUGGAUGGGACUCUUCUGGAUGUCGGCCAAUUGCGUGUCGUCGGCAGGAUACGUCCUCUACAUGAAAUACGCCACCAAACACAUCAAACUGUCCAAAUUCGGAAUGGUGUUUGUCAACAAUCUUCUCUGUGCCGUCUUUCUAUUUCCAGUCUCCAUGAUGAAGGGAGAAGUUGUCAUCUUUUUCUCCACCGGGGCCCUCCAUACCUUGGAUUACUUUGGCAAGAAUUGUGUGGCAGGAUUCAUGGGAUUCUUUCUCAACUUUGCCGCACUCAACUGUGUCCAAACCACGGGCCCUACCACCUAUGCCGUCGUCGGAUCACUCAACAAGAUUCCCGUGGCAUUGCUCGGAUAUCUCAUGUUUGACAGUGAGAUCUCGCAACAAACAUGGUUCUUUAUCUGUGUCAGUCUCUGUGGAGGAUUCCUCUACUCGUAUGCCAAAAUCCGACAAGCAGGCCACAAGACGGCACAGGGAAGCAAGUAA
Seminavis robusta is the source of this 1182-nucleotide messenger RNA. The record is from the annotation of a GenBank genome assembly. NCBI's taxonomy places the organism in Eukaryota, Bacillariophyta, Bacillariophyceae, Naviculales, Naviculaceae.